Lingula anatina is the source of this 3216-nucleotide messenger RNA. RefSeq names its product kelch-like protein 24. The record is from RefSeq and is a predicted model, not a curated record. Gene Ontology annotation, molecular function: protein binding. Lineage: Eukaryota; Metazoa; Brachiopoda; Lingulata; Lingulida; Lingulidae.
CUGGAUCGUAGGCUCAUCUUGAUAAUAGCGACAAGAUGGAUAAUUGAGUCACAUCGAUGUAUACCCGCAGCCAGAACCGUAGGGAGGGCUCAUGACCAGUGAUGUUGCUGUUAUGAUAGAGGGUCCAUGUGAACAGAUUGGCAGGCCAGGGAACAUCUCCAGGUGUGUCACAUUGUUGUACAGUUUAUACCUGUGCAGUCUUUGGACUGCUGGACACUCUAUCAAGAUGGUAAGAUCUUGUCUUAAACUCUGCAAUAAUAGGAGAGGUGCUAGAAACAUUCCUUUCAAGAACAAAUGCAGAAGGAUAAUUGCAUACAUAGCGGCAGCUGUGUUGGUGAUAUUGCUACUAUUGAAGAUAUUAAAUUCCAUAGACUUGUGGAUACUUCAUUCAAGGCUAUAUGACCCAACGCUGAAUCCAACUUUAGUUCCUUUUGAAAAGUUGCCACCUACUGGGAAACACAAAAUACCAAAAAUUAUUCAUCAGACUUGGAAAGAUCCCUAUGUCCCCUCUCGGGUGACAGCUUGGGUGAAGUCUUGGAAGCAAGUGCACCCAGACUGGGAGUAUUGGUUUUGGACUGAUCACGGUGCCAGAGAGUUCAUCAGAACAACAUUUCCUCCAUAUCUCUCCAUGUAUGAUAACUAUAUGCAGAACAUUCGUCGAGCUGAUUCCAUGAGGUACUUCAUUUUGUACCACUUUGGGGGACUUUAUGCAGAUACUGACAUGCAAGCUGUGAGACCAGUAGAUCCGCUGACUUACAAAUAUAACUGUUUUCUUGGACAAGAGCCACCUGAGCAUUCCCUUCUGGACACCAAUAACAAACACCUUGCAAUCAAUGCCAUCAUGGGCUGCAGACCUGGGCAUCCAUUCUUUAAGUUGGUGGUAGAAAGGCUGCCAGACUUUUCUCACAUGUGGGACCUACUGGACAGCACUGGCCCACAUUUUCUCACUAGCGUUUGGAAGGAAUAUUCUCGCAGAAAUAUAUCAGAUACAAAUGGUGACGGAGUGUUUCUGGCCCCAGCUGAAUACUUUAUUCCAACCACUGACCCUUACAAACCAUUUUACUUCAGGUCCAGAUGUAAAAAUGUUGAGAAACUGACAAGGAAACAAAAAGAGGCUUGUGUUAGCUUUUAUAUAAAAAAAUUGAGAGAAAAACCUGCACCGUAUUCGUUUUCUGUUCAUCACUGGAUCCACACUUACCUACCCACUGAGCAAUUGAUAUGGUACCUACCUACAACUCAUAUCAGAGACUUGGUUCCUGAUGUUAAGUUGAAAUAUGAUCAUGAAUACCCUGAAGAGUGAAGUCACUGAUUAUUUGUUUUACAGUAUUCGGUUAAUUUGCCUCUUUAAGGAAAAAAUUCUCAAUCCUGCCACAUAGUGCUAGGAAUUUUAAUUUUAAAGGUUAACCACUGUUGUUCAAGAAAUUGAAGACUGGAUGUGAAGAUCGGAUAGCCUAUAAAAGAAAAGUCAGGAAAUACAAGAUGGCAGACAUCUCGCAGUCCACAGAUGACCAAAUAACUUUGGUGGUUGACGGUCAUUCUCUGCAGUGUGGCAGAGACGUACUCAGGAAGGCCAGUCCGUACUUUGAGGCAAUGUUUAACAGUGACAUGAUGGAGAGCACAGCCAAUUGUGUCAACCUUAAAGGAGCUUCAUAUGAAUCCGUGGAGCUCUUGAUACAGUUUGCCAAUAACCAAGACAUAUCCAUAACCUGGGAUAAUGUUUAUGCUCUUUUGGAAACUGCAUGCAUGUAUCAGUUUUCAAACGUUUCCGACAAAUGUAGCUCAUUUCUAUUGAAACACCUUGGAACUUCAAACUGCUUGCGAAGUAUGUAUCUGGCAGAUGUUUUAUCACUGAAAAACCUGUACAAUCAGGCCAAAAGGUGGGCAGUCUGGUUUUUUGAGGAGGUUACCCAGCAGGAUGAUUUUAUGCAAAUGGAUAUCCGAGCUUUGACUGACUACUUAAGUUGUGAAUAUCUACAGACGUCUAGUGAGGCUAAUGUAUUGUGGUGUGUCCUCAGAUGGAUUGAAUAUGACAAAGAUGAAAGGCUUGGUCAACUCCCAGUUAUAUUAAAGCUGGUGAGAUUUGAACUCAUUGCAUCAAAUGAGAUUCAAGAAGUUAUAGAAAUGUGUCCAAUAGUAAAAUCAAAUGCAGAGAUCCAGAAUAUGCUCAAGGAAUAUUUUAAGAUGGCAGCAGUGGCAGAUUUCAAAAAGGAUCCCAGAGGCAUCCCCCUGAGAUUGGGCAUAGUUGGUGGGAACCAUACCCCUCUUGAAAAUGGUGAUGUUCAGCCUAACCUCAGUGUCCAGUAUUUAGACCCUGACCAGGGACUGCUGCAGGAACUGUGUAGUCUGAAAAAUGUUUUUUCAAAUUCAAAACAGAUCAAUGGUAGCAAAGCAUGUGUCAUAGGUAAGGAUUUAUAUGUUACUGGCGGAGAAGCAAAACUUGGGCACAACCAAUGGUUCUAUGAUGUAUGGAAGUUUGACAGCAUAUCAGAACAAUGGGAAAUUAUUACACAGCUUCGUCAGCCUCGAAGGCACCACGGGCUCUGUGUCUGGGAUGAAAGCUUUUAUUUGGUUGGUGGGUUUGGAAGACACAGGCUAGUACUGGAUAGUGUGGAAAAGUACAACACUAAGACAGGUCAGUGGAUCAAGUGUGCAGCAUUGCUGACACCCCAGUACUCUGCUGCUGCUGCUGUAUGCAAUGAUAAACUGUAUGUCAUCAAACAUGAUAUACAAUGUUACGAACCUACACUGGAUUAUUGGAUACACUUGAAAAUUCCACUCCCAUUUGAAAAUGGUCUCCAUUGUGCAAUGACUAGAGGGAAGGUUAUCUACCUUACUGGACAGUACAUCUUGGACCUUCUAGAAUUUGAUACAGUGGCAAAGAAAUUCAGCAAACGGGGAAAGUUUAGGAAAGCACUGGGUAGCGCUUGCAUUGUCCAAGAUACGAUAUUUGUUGUCGCUGGGGAGGAGUGCAAUGUUAUUGAAAGUUUUGAUCUCAUAUCAGGAAAAUUUGAUGAAGUCUUGCAUUUGGAUUAUUAUUUAAAUAACCAUAACGCGGUUACCAUACCAAUAUUUCCUAAAUUUUCAUAGAUUUGCCAAAAUAAAAAAAAUCUGGAAUGCCACUCAAUAUUUGUUAGAAAAUUCCAUAUAUGUACCGGUGCCUUAGACGAGUUGAAGCAAUGUAGAGUUAAUAUAAAUAUUAAUAAAAGCUGUUUUGAA